AUGUCACAAGUAGGGUGUUAUUCAAGUUUACCAUCGUCAUAUUCGGAUAAGUCCACAUAUCAAUACCAAUCAUCAUCUCAUUGUUCAGAUGAAUGUUCAGGUUAUUCAUAUUUCGCAUUACAAGGUGGUAACACUUGUAUCUGUGGUAAUGAUGCUCCUUCAGGCUCCAAGAGUUCAGAUUGUAAUACCCCAUGUUUUGGAUAUGGUGAAGAAAUGUGUGGUGGUUCAAAUGCUUAUAUGAUUUUUUCAACUGGUAAUGGUGGUGGUGGUAGUGGUAAUAGUGGUAGUUCAAGUAAUGGUCAAAGUUCCACAAGUACAAGUAACACAGGAACUAGUUCCACUACAGGUUCAAAUACCCAAACUAGUUCAUCUACAACUUCGUCAAAUACCCAAACUUCAAAAACUUCAACAACUUCAUCAAAAGAGACUCAAGUGACUCAAAGUGUCAGUGGUAGUACUGUUGUCGUGAUGUCUACUGUUGCUGUAUCUGCAACACCAACAAGUUCUGCAUCAGAAUCUCAAACUCAAUCCACAUCGUCAUCAUCAACAUCACCAUCAUCUUCUUCUUCUUCUGCCUCUGGAUCAAGCAAACCUUCCAAAAAGACCAAUUUAAUAGGUCCUGUUGUGGGAGGUGUAGUUGGAGGUGUUGGAUUAAUUGCAUUAGUUUCAGUGUUAUUCUUCUUUUUACGUCGUCGUUCAUCCAAAUCUCGUGAUGCAGAAUUGGCAGAUUCAGCCUAUUAUGAUGCUAUUAAAAGAGAUAAUUCCACUGUGGCUAGACCUUUGAGUAAUCCAUUUUUGAGUAAAGAAGAAUUUACUGAUCAAAGAUUGAAUCCAGUGAUGUUGGGGAGAAGAAGAAUCAGUGAGGGUUCCCUGGCUGAUGAAGCUGAUUAUUCAAGAAAGAUACUAAGGGUUGCUAAUCCUGAUGAUGAUUUAUAA
Hansenula anomala is the source of this 936-nucleotide messenger RNA. Its product is annotated as WSC domain-containing protein. The record is from RefSeq and is a predicted model, not a curated record. Lineage: Eukaryota; Fungi; Ascomycota; Saccharomycetes; Phaffomycetales; Wickerhamomycetaceae. Bases 1 to 936 code for a protein of 311 amino acids. The transcript has a single exon.